AAAAAAAAGAGAAACAAAGAGUGUGGGGAGGGAACAAUUUGCUGCUCUGUUUGUGCGAAAUCUACAUUUCCAGCUUUCUCCAGACAGCAGGGUCAAGAGACUAGCAAGGUAAUGUUCAUCAGGUAACAUGAACUGUAUCCUUCAUUCAGUCAGAAGCAUUACCCUAUGGUAGUACAUUACUGCUUGACAGGUGGAGCUAUGGACCAAGGAUGCUACUAUCUAGAUUAAUGGACUAUUUCUAUCCAGGCGUGCGGACAUCCACCUACUUUCCAGAGUACUGAAUGCAUUAGGGAUGCCAAGAUGCAACUGUGUCACUAAAGACUGCUUGUAACUGUGUUCAUGUAACAGCUUAGAUAUUUUUUCUAUCUCCUCUUAGUUCUUUCCAUUAGUUUUCAAAAUCUACCUGGUCCACGUAGAGCAGAGUAAUAUAUUUUGUUUGUGAGUUGUUUGAUUUCAGAUUUAAGGUAUCUCAUGUUUUUUUUUUUUUUUUUCCAUAGUCCUCUGUAUAUCUUGAAGCGGAAUGUUGAUCUUGUGAAUCUCUUUCACACGAUCAGAAGCCCAGAAGACCUUUGGAGAGGUUCAACUUGGAAGCAACAUGCCCGAGCAAAGUAAUGAUUACAGGGUGGUGGUUUUCGGAGCUGCCGGAGUUGGGAAAAGUUCCUUGGUUCUUCGUUUUGUGAGGGGAACGUUUAGGGCAACCUAUAUCCCUACUAUUGAAGAUACUUACAGGCAGGUCAUCAGCUGCGACAAGAACAUCUGCACUCUACAAAUUACAGACACAACAGGAAGUCACCAGUUCCCCGCUAUGCAGAGGUUGUCCAUCUCGAAAGGUCAUGCUUUUAUCCUAGUCUACUCUGUCACUAGUAAGCAGUCCAUGGAAGAACUUCAACCAAUAUAUGAACAGAUCUGCCAGAUCAAAGGUGACACACACAAUAUUCCUAUCAUGUUGGUGGGUAACAAGAGUGACGAAACUCUCAGGGAAGUCCAGGCUAGUGAGGGAGAAAGUCUAGCCAACAAGUGGAAAUGUUCGUUUAUGGAAACGUCUGCAAAGCUCAACUAUAAUGUCCAAGAACUCUUCCAAGAACUCUUAAACUUGGAAAAGAGGAGAACUGUUAGUCUGCAGGUAGAUGGAAAGAAAUCCAAACAGCAGAGGAAGAAAGACAAGCUGAAAGGAAAAUGUUCAUUAAUGUAAAGAGACUUUUCUGGGAUAAAGAGACUCUCAUUGCUGCAUGAGGCAAACACGACCAUCUUAGAGGUUGGCGAAGAGAUGAAACUUUUGGCCUGAAAUGAAGGUGAAGAUGACCAUUUUUAAAACAAAAAUGAUCAUUACUGCAGCCAUUAAAUAUUAUAUUGGAGUAACGCUGAACACGUGUCUGUGACAUUUCAUUUAACAGUAUGUGGGUUUCCCUUUAAGACUUUUUGUGGCCAAGAGGGUGAGUUAUGUAGUCCCGAAUCCUUUUGUGCUUACAGGGUUUAAUAAACCAGGAACAUUGCACAAUGUCAAUUAUCUGUGCUUUACAAGUUUUUAAUGGGGUUUGCCAGAUAAUUCUCAAUUAAUUAACUUGUGUGUUGGACCCUUCCUAAAUAAAUUAUGUCAUAUAGUGGAACCUAUGAGGUCUUUAGUUGUUGUUGUUGUUCUUUAAUUAAGCUUAGUAAGCAUUGCACUAAUAAAGAGACCAACUUAUAGGACACUGUUUAUGUAUUUUACCUAAAACUCCAUUGUGGUCUUUUUGUCCUUCCAAUGUAUACUGCAAAUAUAGAAAAAUGUGUCCGCUGUAAAUUAAACAUAUGUCACAAUUUGAACGGGCUCCCAGUUUUUUUUUAAAUAUUCAACUAGUAUUUUGCAUAAAUAUCACUAAUGUUUUUUGUAAUAAUUAAAUCCAAACCAGUAUUUUUGAGAGCAAGCUGCAGUGGUUAUAUCGCCCCUUUAGGAACCGAG
Pelobates cultripes (western spadefoot toad) is the source of this 1939-nucleotide messenger RNA. The record is from the annotation of a GenBank genome assembly. NCBI's taxonomy places the organism in Eukaryota, Metazoa, Chordata, Amphibia, Anura, Pelobatidae.